This is a messenger RNA of Pelagomonas calceolata, 2243 nucleotides long. NCBI's taxonomy places the organism in Eukaryota, Pelagophyceae, Pelagomonadales, Pelagomonadaceae. The record is from the annotation of a GenBank genome assembly.
UGUCACUUAGAUCCGCGGCUCUGAUCGCUGCAGCGUACUUAUUGCUACAAAGGAGGCGUUCUAGGAGCACUAUUUGCAGCGCGCCACUGCCCGGCGGAAUCUCGCACCAGCUCGCCCAGCACAAUGUCAUCUCUCUGGCUCCGCAAGCUCGCAUUGGCUGGCGCCACGCUGGCGCCAACAUCACUGGCCUUCAGCCACUACACGCAGAAGCCCACGCAAAAGUCGACGGCGCUGCGCGCGGCGCCGCUGAAGCAGUGCGUCGGCGGCACGUGGGUGGCCUCUUCAGGAGCGGGCACCAUCGACGUCGAGGACCCGACGACGGGCGCGCUCAUCGGUCGCGUGCCGGAGGGCACGGAGGCCGACGCCCACGCCGCGCUCCUCGCGGCGAAGCAGGCGCAGCCGGCCUGGGCCAAGACCGCCCCGGCCGCGCGGGGCGAAGCCCUGAAGGCCAUGGCCCGCGUCAUCCGGGCGAACCGCGUCGAGCUCGCCGAGCUCCUCGCCUCGGAGCAGGCCAAGGUCGCGGGCCUGGCCCAGGUCGAGAUAGAUUUUACGGCGGUAUGAUACGGCGUCCUGCGAGGGGGGUCGACUCACGAUGGGCGCGACGAUGGCGUGACGGUGGGACCGACACCACCUCCGCCAUCGUGAGCCAUCGUGACGGUUCCGUCCCGCGCAGGAAUACUUCGACUACUACGCGGGCUGGGCGCGCAUCUACGAGGCCGGCGAGAUCAUCUCGAGCGACGUCUCGGUCCGUGCGGAAAUCAACAUUCACAGCACCCUCGCGUCGACCCCUACGCCAUCGACGCGACGUCUGCUCGAUGGCGUGACGGUGCUGGUCCCUCACGCGCGUCGUCGCCGAAUGCACCCAACUCACUGGUUGAUUUUAACAGGACCCCAACGAGCACAUCUACCUGCACAAGAUCCCGCUCGGCGUCUCGGUAGGUAUAUGUCCUUGGAAUUUCCCAGUGUUUGUGAUGGCGCGGAAGCUCGCACCGGCGCUCGUCACUGGGAACACUUGCGUCGUCAAGACGAGUGAGGUCACGCCUUUAACUUGUGCCCGGAUUACUGAGUUGUGGACCGAAUCCGACGACGCGGCGCUGCCGCCGAAGGGCACUUAUUCUGUCAUCACGGGUCUCGGCUCGACGGUUGGCGCGGCGCUCGUGUCCUCGCCGCUCGUGGACAUCGUCUCGGUCCGUGCGGAAAUCAAAAUUGCAUUUGUCAUUUCCUGAAUCAUUCGUCGACCCGCGACUCACUGGUUGAUUUGCACACAGGUCUCGAUGACGGGCUCCGUGGCCACCGGAAAAUCAAUCAUGAAGUCAGCGGCAGAGCACAUGACCAAAGUGAGCCUCGAGCUCGGCGGCAAGGCGCCGGCGAUCGUGUGUGCUGAUGCCGACUUGGACCUCGCCGUCAAGGGAGUUCUCGCGUCGCGCAUCUGCUUCAGCGGCCAGGUUUGUAAUUGCUGUGAGCGGGUUUAUGUCCACGAGUCGGUGAAGGAGGCUUUCCUCCAGAAAUUGGUGGCGGCGAUGGAGGGUACGUCUCAGUGUCCGAUGACUUGCUCACGGCGUAUUCACAUAGGCGUCAAGGUCGGCGCGCCCGCCGACGACGGUGUCGAUUGCUGUGGGUUGGUAUCGUCCGCACAGUUCGACAAAGUGAAAGGAAUGUUAGACCGUGCGGUGGCGGCCGGUGCGAAGGUCGAGUGCGGCGGAACUCCUCUCACGAACGUCGGCUAUGGGUUCGCGCCCACGGUCCUGACGAACGUGAAGCAGAGCGACGAGAUCGUGCAAGAGGAGGUGUGUUUCUGAGCGGGAACAAUGUGUCUUCGUGUUUACUUUAGUGGCGGCGGCUUCGUGACGGUUCAUUUAACACAGGUCUUCGGGCCCGUCCUGCCCGUGCUCACGUUCAAGACGAUGGACGAAGCAUUCCAGCUCGCCUGCGACACGAAGUUCGGGCUCACGUCGUCGAUCUACACGACGAACGUGGACAUCGCCGAGCGGGCCAAGAAUGAGCUGCGCUUCGGCGAGACGUACGUGAACCGCGAGAACUUCGAGGCGAUCCAGGGCUUCCACGCUGGGAUGCGCCAGUCGGGAAUUGGCGGCGCCGACGGCAAGCACGGGUUGGAGGAGUACCUCGCGUCCCACGUCGUGUACGUGAGGCGUGACCCGAGCGCGGGGAAUUAGUUACGAAGGCCCCCCUUCAGGCGAAAUUAACAGAUCUCACUUAAUAACCCCGACAACUCUGGUCCCGCU